UGAUUAUACUACCCGACACAAUGCAAUUAACAAUGCCCUUAAGGCAAUUAAAACCCCUAAAAAUGAUUCUAAAACCCCAAGCACCAGAAGUAUCGCGCGGGAUUAUGGUCUUUCGGAAGCCACCCUUAGGCGUGCGAUAAAAAACGAUGGUCCCCUCACUCGUCCGGGCCGUGCUAAAAUUCUAACCGAUCAUGAGGAGGAACAGCUUGUCG
Messenger RNA from Racocetra fulgida, 212 nucleotides. The record is from the annotation of a GenBank genome assembly. NCBI's taxonomy places the organism in Eukaryota, Fungi, Glomeromycota, Glomeromycetes, Diversisporales, Gigasporaceae.